GGGAGUGGGAGGCGGCGGCGGCGGCGGCGCGCUAGUCCUCCGCACAUGCCGGCCCCGGGCGGGGGGCCGCCCCCAGGCCGCGCUCCCGGCCGCCGCCGCUGAGCCCCGCCGGCCCCCGCACGCCGCCCGGCCGCCCCGAGGCCUCGUCUUCCUCCCAAACUUUGCAAAGUCGGCCCGCGUCCCCGCCGCCCUCGGCCGCGCCUCGGCUCGGAGGCUCGCCUCGCAGCUGCAGCGGCCCCGCGAGGAGGAGGAGCCGCCGCCGCAGCAUCAAAGAGACCGAAUUCCCGCGGCCUGGGGGGGAGUCAUGCUUUGCGGUCUGUAAUGUCAGCAGAACAGGAGAAGGAUCCCAUUUCGCUGAAGAGAGUUCGAGGUGGUGAUAGUGGACUGGAUGGGUUAGGAGGGCCAGGUGUACAACUAGGAAGCCCAGACAAGAAAAAACGCAAGACAAAUACACAGGGGCCUUCUUUUCCUCCAUUGUCUGAGUAUGCUCCACCACCGAAUCCAAACUCUGACCAUCUAGUGGCUGCUAAUCCAUUUGAUGACAACUAUAAUACUAUUUCCUAUAAACCACUACCUUCAUCAAAUCCGUAUCUUGGCCCUGGUUAUCCUGGCUUUGGAGGCUAUAGCACAUUCAGAAUGCCACCUCACGUUCCUCCAAGAAUGUCUUCCCCAUACUGUGGUCCUUACUCACUCAGGAAUCAGCCACACCCAUUUCCUCAGAAUCCUUUGGGCAUGGGUUUUAAUCGACCUCAUGCAUUUAACUUUGGGCCACAUGAUAAUGCAAGCUUUGGAAAUCCAUCUUAUAACAAUGCACUGAGUCAGAAUGUUAACAUGCCUAAUCAACAUUUUAGACAAAAUCCUGCUGAAAACUUCAAUCAGAUUCCUCCACAGAAUGCUAACCAAGUAUCUAACCCUGACUUAGCAUCUAACUUUGUCCCUGGAAAUAAUUCAAAUUUUACUUCUCCAUUAGAAUCUAAUCAUUCUUUUAUUCCUCCCCCAAACACUUUCGGUCAAGCAAAAGCACCACCUCCAAAACAAGACUUUAGUCAAGGAGCAACCAAAAACACUAAUCAAAAUUCCUCUACUCAUCCACCUCACUUAAAUAUGGAUGACACAGUGAAUCAGAGUAAUAUUGAAUUAAAAAAUGUUAAUCGAAACAAUGCAGUAAAUCAAGAGAACAGCCGUUCAAGCACCACAGAAGCUACAAAUAACAGCCAUGCAAAUGGGACACAGAAUAAACCACGGCAACCAAGAGGUGCCCCAGAUACAUGCACCACUGAGAAAAGCAAUAAAUCCUCUCUUCACCCAAGCCGUCAUGGCCAUUCUUCUUCCGACCCAGUGUAUCCUUGUGGAAUUUGUACAAAUGAAGUGAAUGAUGAUCAGGAUGCCAUCUUAUGUGAAGCUUCUUGUCAGAAGUGGUUUCAUCGGAUCUGCACUGGAAUGACUGAAACGGCUUAUGGCCUCCUAACUGCGGAAGCAUCAGCAGUAUGGGGCUGUGAUACCUGCAUGGCGGACAAAGAUGUCCAGUUAAUGCGUACUCGAGAAACUUUUGGCCCACCUGCAGUGGGCAGUGAUACUUAGUCACAGGAAUUAAAGUUUUUUUUUCCUGUGUCUUACAGAGGUUUGGUGACACAGGAUUUUAAUGUUUGACAUUAUUUUUUUAAAUGCACAUGCAAAAAGAUUAUUUGCCUUUUAGUUUUUAUUAAUAUUCUACUUCAUCACCAGUGCAAAUUUUGUAUUGUCUUUGUUGUCUUAAAUGAGACUAUUGUAUAUGGGGGUGCUUUAGAAAGUACUAUACAAAUAAAUGUUAGUUGUUGUUGUUAAUCAUAAACAUAAAAGCCUCUUGAAGCUUCAAAAUAAUAUAUAGCAAAUGUAGGCAAGUUUUGACUUUUAAAAGUUAGAAUCAUUGAAAAAUGUACAUUGCAGAGCUGAACUUUGGCAAUAUUACAUUAAACAGUUCAAAAAUCUUUCAAGGAUCUAUUUGACAUGUUUUCAGAAAAAAGUAUAUGUAGCUAUAACAUGGAAGAAAGCAUACAUUUUAAUGGAUGUUUUAAAAAGAUAAUAGGGUAUGAUACCAGAUUUCUUCCCAUUAGGGUCCUUGAAACUAGUGAUUUUUCUAUUUUUGAGUCAGUCUUUCCAAGAUAUCUGUUUGUACAGAUACGAGAUGGAUGUUAGCAUAUAGUAGAUGCUCAGUAAGUAUUUGUUGAUUAACUUGUGGAUUGUACCACAUGAAAUUGCUAAUAUUAGAUCAGUUGAAAAAUGACUGCAAUUAGAGUUGAAGUGAAGUAUGUUUCUAGUUGUGCUGUUUAGAAUUUUAAUAGUAUGUUCUUCAGUUUCCUUUGAUUAUUGUUAUUUUAUUAUUUUCCAGAGAAAUAACAUAAUAUCCUCGGAAGAUUUGUGAAUACGUCUUUUAAUAUGAUUUCAAGCCAGGACAUACUGCAAAUGAGAUAGGUGGAAAUAUCAAAUUGGCCUUAGAAGGCUCAGCUGAUAAAAGAACUGCUCAGUGGUGGUUUGAAAAAUCUUGUUAUGGGGAUCUGGAUUUAAAGACAAGCCUCAGGGGAGAUGAGACUCCAUUUUGAGCAAAGACCAAUUAAGAGCCAGGGUGAAAGCUAACUUACAAACAACAAUUUCAAGGCCUUGAAGUAGGAGUUUCUCUGGUGACUGGGGAAAGUGUAAAGAUGGACCCAAGAACAUCCUCCUGGGAGAUGAUCAAGAAUGGAGACAGAGGUAUACUCAUUAAGAUUCAGAACAGUGGAAACCUGUUUUUAGAGCGGAUCAUGACCUGUGACAAAAAAAGAAAAAGAAAAGAAAGAAACUGUAUGACAAUUCAUAGCAAUUCAUACAAUGGUUGGAUGUUGGUGAAGCUCCCAAACUUGGGCCACCAUUAAUGAUUGUAACCAAAAAAGUUCUGAAGACCAUGUGGUGAUCUGCGAAAGAUAAUUAGUUACUACUGUUUAAACCCUGGUGAAAUGACAGUAGCAGCAUAUUGCCAAGAAAUUAAAAUUAUGCAUGAAAUUUUUGAUUAAAAAAACAUCGUUUGGUUAAUAAACAUGAGCCCACACUAUUACAUGGCAGCACUUGACCUCAUAUGUCAGAAGCCACUAAAGCAAAGUUAAUUGAAUUGGGAUAUUAAAUUUUGUCCUGUCCAUUAUAGUUACCAAACCUUUAUCCAGCAAACUACCAUCUUUUUCAUCAUGUGAAGCUUUCUUAUUAAGAAACGUGUUCUCCAAUUAAGCAGUAAUUGGGGAAUAUGAACAAUUUAUAUAGUUGAACAAAUGACAAGUUUUUAAAAAAUGAAAUAUUUAAUAUCCUAGUAGAAAAUUAUUAAUGCUCAUGCAUAUUUUGAUUGAAUAAAACUUAUUUUUUUAAAUAUAGCAUUUUAAUUUUGACCUACAAAAACAGCAAUUUCAUAUGGUACAAGGUAGUAGAAGGUUUUCUCCAUUUACCUGUGACUAGUUAGAGGUGAGUACAAAAUAUUUUCAAUAUAGUUGUAAAUUAUAUAUCUUUAAAAUUUUAGGAAAUGAAAUGGCAUAGACUCUAAUACUAGGUACUCCUUGGUGUGACAACUUUACCAAUUGAAGCAGGUUAAAAUGCAGUAUUUUUAGCUGACUCUGACAUUUGAUGUGUUCAGUAGCAUACUUGAAGAUCCCAUGUUGCUUACUUUAUAGUUUAUAUUAGAAAUACAUGAUUUUAUAAAUCUUUAAGGACCUAGUUCUUGAAAUCCUAGUGAGUGCUGAUUUUGAAGAAAUGAUGCACUGCAUGCUACAAGCCCAGUCUUAGCAUUGAAUCAUGGUUUUUAUGACAACAUAGUUAGAUAUUGAAUAGGAUCUUCCAGUGUCCUCAGAAGUUAACAUUUUACAUGGUAGUACUUGAGUUGUACUUAUUGUUAAAAUCAAUUCUGCAGUUUCUUAAGCCAUCUGUUGGUUACAGUUUAAGUAGUUUUGUGAAAGUAAGGUAACUUCUUCCAAGCUAGUCUAAAGGUACUUGAUUUGUAAUGUGAUUCUUUUCCGUUUCCAAAUAGUUUUUGAAAACUUACAAGUGAAUUUUUAUUCAAAUGCUUAGGUCUUCAGAGCACCUUAUUUAAAUAAGAGUCUGUAAAUAUUCAAAAGAAAAACCCAUGAUUGACUACCAGUGAGUCAUGGGCAAACUAUAAUCAUAGUUUGAUCAAAGUUUGUGAAUCUUUUCAUGUAUUUGAAUUACUCUUCUUAACUAGUUCGACAUUUGUCUCUAUGUGACACUAAGUCAAAAACUACGUAGAUGGUUUUUGAUAGGAAAAUUGAGGAACUAUAAGAAUGUUCAAUUUGACCCAAAGAAGGCUAUUAUACAAAUUGGUAUGGCUUUGUUAGGACAAGUGAUGAGUUGCCCUGAACAUUUAAAAAUAUUAAGUAAUGGAAAGAAAUACACAUAGGUGGAAUAAUCUUCCAGUAGCACUGCACCUUUUUUCAUGUAAUCCUUUUCCUUCAUGAAAGGCCUCAUCUCACAUGCACACAUAUACACAAAGGCACAUAUACACAACUAAGAAGGAAAUCGUGAAGUUUCUCUUAUAUUCUCAAGUUUUGUCUAAGUUUAACUUGACUAACUCUCAGCAAUGAGGCUUUCUCAUGACAGCUAGGUUGUUGCUGAUAGUUUUAAAUCGUCAGUUCCUUUCCCAGAACUUGCUUUAUUCAAUUCAGUAGAGAAUUCCUAGUCCAUUUGUUCUAGAUGCUACUGGACUCACUAAUGCUGAAACAGCUUAGCUGAAUAAAAGAAAAAUUAUUCAGAUAGAGUGUUUAGAAUUAGUUUUGUGAACAGUGUUUUCCUUUGGUGUGAAAUACUUUUAUAGUACUGCUAUUAGGAUUCUUGUUAUCCAGAUUAGGAGAUUAUGUACAUAAAGCAAGAUUUUCCUGUAGUAGGGUUUAUUCUUCAUAGAUUAGCACAAUAUAAAGAAAUCAUUUUUUUAAAGACUUCCAACUCUGCCUACUGGUAGGAAAAAACCUCAAUAGUGUGGGUCACCAUGAAUUCUGCUGACUUUAAUCAUCCAAAUAAGUAUCAGGAGUCCUUAUCUAGUAUUCUUUCAAACUUGUUUGUCUUGAACAUAUUAAAAAUGCUAGUACUUAUUGUCCAGCAUACUAUAGUAAUUGUAUUUAACAGGAAAAAAUAUGUAAGUAAUGAUUUUUUUAAGGGAGCUCUAAAGAAUUUUUGGAUUUCAUUUUCUUACAGUGUAUAGAGGUUUCAUAUGCAUGAACAUUUGUGCUAUUUUAGUUUUUUUUAAUUAAAAAGUUCAAUUAAGAGCAUCCAGGCUCCCAAAGUUCAUUUGUAAAUAGUAGUUUGGAACGUUAUAUAAAAUAAUUAGAUUGUUAGGAAAGCUCAUAAAAGCUUAUUUAAACCAUAAUGUAGUUAACCAGUAGUAAACCAGCGCUCAGUUUUCUUUAGAGAACCAGUCAAUGUAGGAGGUAGAAAGAAACAGAGGUCUUUCCUUUUUCCUAAUGUGAUUCAGGAGAGUUAAGUUUCUUGGUGUUAGUGUUUCCUAGUUGCCCUCUUUCCAUCCUAAACCCUCUGGCGGAAUACAAUACAAGCCAACUUGCCUUUUCCCCUAAUGGAUGCUCUGUGCUUCAAAAUUUCAUCUUUCCUCCACUUAGAACUCCCAUUUUUUUUUCCUGUGGUUAUGGCUGGCCAGGUUUAAGGGAAAAAUGUUUUCCACCAAAAUGCAAAUGAAGAUAGUGAAGAAAGUGGGAUUAAACUUCCUUUUUAAGGCUGCUUAUUCAGAAUAGAUUUUUAUCUAAUAUCUAAGAUUUCCAACAAUAAGACCACAUUUCAGGCAUUGUGGGAAGCAGUCUUUUUAUUGAAUUGAUGGAUGCUAUCUUGAGAGUACUUCCCAAUUUCCUUUAAUUGUUUGGACUUUUCACAGUUUUCUUUCCUCAACUUUUGAACUCAGAGUUUUCUCACUUCCAAAUGUUAGUAACUUGCCCCUUUUGCCUAUUCUGUUUAUCCAGUAGAACAGUAUAGAAGUCGCAUCUGCAUUUUUCUAACUCUUGGUACAGAGGUGGAAGUUUAGAGGUACUCCUGGAGUAAGGAGACUAGGGCUGGCAUUAACAUCUCCCAGGACAUAGAGUCUAGGGGAAAUGAAAAAUGGCUAUCUCAGACAUGAAUACAUCAGAGGCCUAUAUUUAGUUUAAAGUUUUUAAUGAAACUCAAUGGAUAAUCUUUGUCAUAGUUUGUCAAAAUCCAUUACUUGCAAUUAUAUUAAAACUUACUCUAAAUACUUGUACUUUCCUUGUUCUGUAGGUGAUAUAGAUGAUGUUGCUUGUUAGUUAAAAUAUCUUUUAUAAAAGAAAGUCCUGCUUCUUAUCAUGAUGUAUGUGACUUAAAUGACUGUUUCAUAUUAAAACUAUUUCUUCCUUAUGUACUGUUUACAUAUACCUCUUUUUGGGAUAUUAGUUCAGUACUUUUAUACAAAUCUGAGUGUGUUCCACAUUGGUGACAUGUAUUUUUGCAGUAAUUUUUUUGUUUUGUUCUUAGAGCAUGUCUAAAGUAACACAUGCACUAGUGCUGUGGUCUGUGGCAAAAUUACUGUAAUUCAAAUUGGAAAAUAAAAUGUUUCCAGACUUUGUCCAACAUUUAUUCCUAUGGCAAAGGAAAUUACUAUGUAAUACUAAUUAUUUCUUAUGCUGGUAUGUUUAAGCUACUCUAUGAAGUAUGUGAAACAUCAAUAUUUAUGGAUUAGUAGAUGGCCUGAUGUUUUGAAAUGGGAGAGGGGGUAAAAUUAGCAAUUCAUAACACUCAUAAUACAAUAAAUACUUCUUAAAAUUUUUAUUUUCCUCUCACAGUUAUCACUAAGGAAUUAUUAUCUUAAUUGAUUGUGCAUAUUAGGAUUUUUUUAGCCUUUACCAUUAAAAUUACAUACUAGACUUUGAACCUACUCUGAUAUCUUCCAGCCAAAAAAAGAUUCCAUUCACUUCACCAUAGCAAAAUAAGUAGAAAUGCUAAUAUUCAUUUAAAGCUGUUACAGUACCAUAAAAGUCCUCUAAUUUACUUAGAAUUUGUAACCAUUGAUCCAAGGCUUAAAUGGUGUUUACUUUGUACUAUCUGAUGAAAAGAUUUGUUAAUGAAAGUCAUAAUGAAGAUUUUAAAGAAAAAAAUGUUUGAUCUUGGAAGAACGUUAAGCUUUAUAGAGCAUUUAUUUGAGAAUAUCAUUUAAAAAAACAUUCUUUUGUCUUUAAACAAGUACCCAAAUGGAUUGUAAUAUGUAAUAUUUGGCCAAUGCAAAUUUGUAUAUUUGAAAUUGUAUACUUGAAAGCAAAAAAAAAAAAAAAAAGCUAUGAGUGCUUAAACUGCAUAUCUUUUUAAAGCAUUCAAAUUUUUAGACUUUUAUCAGUUCAAACUAUCCUGAAUAAGGUUUUACUAUAUUAGUGAUGUAUAUUACAAGAUAAAUGUUUACCUAUGUUACAUAAAUGAUAUCUCUAUACAGCAUCAUUUUUGGCGUGGUUAUGUAGUGUAUUUUGUAAUUUGAUUAAUUAUUGAUAAGACUGACAUAGCAAUAAAUCUGAUUUGGUUCUUAAUGUUUUUAAAAAUGCCAUGUAUCAUAUGGUAGUAUAAUUCCAUUAUAUUUGAUUUGAAUGUCCAGUGUUUACAUGGGUCUGUUUUGGGGGCUAAAAAUUUAGAAUUACAUGUUAAGGAUUAAUUUUUUUCUUGGUAUCUUCACAUACAAUCUCUUAGAAAUGAGUCUGUUUCUAUUUAAAUCAUAGAGGUUUAAAGAAGUAUUAGUAUUAAAUGAUUCAUGAAUUGCAUUGUGGAAAGAUUUUAAGUUAUGAAAUGACUAGGUUACCCCCAAAUUGUUUAUUUUUUUUGUAUGGUUUUGUACAAGUUACAGUUUUCAGAGAAAUACAAUUGGCUUGGUAACUGAUUGAAUAUAGUGAAUAAUGGAUAGUUUGUCUAAGGGCUUCCAAGUAUUAAACCAAAAAUUAUCAAUUCUGAAUUACUUUUUAAUAAUUACUAUUAAUAGUGGUAAGCCAACUUUACUUUUUCUUUUUAAAAUCUUUAAUUCUUAUAAUUUCCUCCUUUUGAUCCCUUUCUUUCUUCUUUAAACACCAUGGUAAAAUUUAAGAAGAAUUUAUCUUCCACAUUUUAGUUUUUUAUUCUGUAGAUAAGUAGCAAGACAAAUAGAGGUUCUAUCAAAACAGUCCAUGUUAUUGUUGGCCAUUCUUUGUAAGGCUCAUACUAAAUGUCAUUUGUGCAUUGUAUAAAGAAUGUUAUUUAUCAACAUUUAGACCUACUAUUAGUAGAAAUUAUGUGUGGCAGGCUUUCUUGAACAAUAUGUAUUGUAAGUUUGUUCCUAUAGUGUUAUGCUUCGGAUUCUUUUGAAUAAAGCUAGUUUUUAAAGAGAAAAA
Messenger RNA from Canis lupus familiaris (dog), 8366 nucleotides. RefSeq names its product pygopus family PHD finger 1 (gene PYGO1). The transcript has 3 exons. NCBI's taxonomy places the organism in Eukaryota, Metazoa, Chordata, Mammalia, Carnivora, Canidae. Bases 322 to 1581 code for a protein of 419 amino acids. The record is from RefSeq and is a predicted model, not a curated record.